UUUCAUCAUCCUCGAUUUGAAUUCGCGAUACCUUCGUCGCGUGUAAUUCCUACUCUAGGUAGUCAGAACAAAAUGGACGACGACUUUGACGAUGCCGAGCUCCUCCAAGCUCUCGCCGCCUCCGAAGCAGCAGCAGCAGCCAGACAACAACAACAACCCCAACGCCCACCAGCACCACCACCACCACCAGGUCGCGGCAUCGUCCAACCCACUCCCCAACGCCUUGACAAACCACCACUCUCCAACUCCUCCUCCUCUUCCACUGGCCCGCGAAUAGUCCAACCCACCCCACAAGCCCUCCCCGGCGCCCGCUCCUCCUCGGGCUCCUCCAUCCUCGUCUCCCCGCGCCAAAAAGGCAACCCCGUGCUCGCCUCCAUCAAGUCCACCGCGUGGGAAUACUCCGACAUCCCCGCCGACUACGUCCUCGGCACCACCACCUGCGCCCUUUUCCUGUCUCUCAAGUACCACCGUCUGCACCCAGAAUACAUCUACACGCGCAUCCGCCUGCUGCAGCAAAACCGGUACAACCUGCGCAUCCUGCUCACGCUCGUCGACAUCCCCAACCACGAGGAGCCCCUGCGCGAGCUGUCCAAGACGUCGCUUGUCAACAACGUGACGGUCAUCUUGUGCUGGUCGGCGCAGGAGGCGGCGCGCUACUUGGAGCUGUACAAGUCGUACGAGCACGCGAGCGCGAGCGCGAUCCGAGGCCAGCAGAAGACGACGUACGCGGAGCAAAUGGUGGAGUUUGUGACGGUGCCGAGGAGCGUGAACAAGACGGAUGCGAUUGCGCUGGUGAGCACGUUUGGGAGCUUGCGGAAUGCGAUCAAUGUGGCGACGGAGGCGAAUGGGGAGGAGCGGUUGGGGAACGUGCAGGGGUGGGGAGAGAAGAAGGUGAAGAGUUGGAGGAGAGCGGUGGAGGGGAGUUUUAGGGUGAGGAAGACGGCGGCGCAGGGACGGAACAAGGCUGCGACGGGUUCCGGUUCCGGGUCAGGAGGGACGCAGUCACGGACGAUGCAGACACAGACACAGACACAGACACGGACACGGCAGAAGGAAACUGGAUCAUUACAGGACAGGAGGGCUGGCGAUACCGGGCACGGGCACGGUCCGAGGGAGGAUGAGUACGAUGAGAUGGAGGCUGUUAUGGCUGCUGCUGCUGAGGAGGCGGGGUCGACGGUGGCUGCGGGCUCGAGUUCUACCAAAAACGACACUCAAGCUUCUCGGAGACAAGAGGAGGAACUGGGCGGUGGGGUUGCUGCUGCGUUGGCCAAAUUGAGGCAAGGAGGUUGAGGAAAUAUCAAGACAUUCGGACACGUUGUCUGGUGGACUAAAACACGCCGUCUGUCCUACGACGAACACGUGGAGAUAUCGAAGAAAGUCUCGAUUCAACGUGUCUCGCCUCAUGUCUUGACAGACACAAACACCACAGCUUACCCCUCACAAGAAAACGUGCGGUGGUAGUAGGUACCUUGCGGCUCGCUGCAGGUUCCUGGACCACAAGAACAUGCUCAUCUUAAACACAAAAUCCGCGCGUGGGCCAAGGAUAAAACAACGUCGUGCACGGAACACAUAAAGCCGUGGUCCACAACUCGACAACUUCUUCUGGACUACUUUCCCGAUUGAACCACACCUACCUACCUAAGUCCCAAGACUCGGUCCUGUUCUAGGUCUGUCUUGGAGACAUUCGAAACCAAAUCAGACGAAGGACUACGUCACGUCCAUAUUACCCAGACAUUAGACGCUACAACAGAUGCACGACCGUUAGAGUCAUGCAUUCUAUCAUCUACCUCUACGCACGCUAUGUGGCUACAAAGAUGGAUCAGGAAAUGCAUCAGUACACCUACCUACAAUACACCCACUACCGUAGACCCUGGCAGCCCUGAAUUGCUAUCUAUCUACCAUUGAAGCAAGUGAAACGAUACACGGCAUCUCGUAUGUGUUGUGUUAUACAUAUGCGAUGGAACUAUAGACGGGUCGGGUGCCUCAAGUUAGCUUGGAGCAAUACAACCCACACAUACCUCGGACUUUUUUCGUCGUGAUGCUGGGUUACAAUCUCUUUUCGAGGAAAACCAGCCAGGAAUCCGGGUUGCUGCUUUGUAUACCUACCUACCUUACUGGUAUAUCUAUGCUGACCUCUUUCGAAUAUCGGUCCAGUCCCAAUAUUGGGUUGGUGCGCGUGGCAGUUACCUAGGUAUCCAAACUACAUCGAAUCUGUUAUGAGUUUGGUUUUAUCGUUCAAGACAAUCAG
This is a messenger RNA of Neurospora crassa OR74A, 2248 nucleotides long. RefSeq names its product mating-type switching protein swi10 (gene mus-44). The record is from RefSeq and is a predicted model, not a curated record. Gene Ontology annotation, biological process: mitotic recombination; UV-damage excision repair; meiotic mismatch repair. Gene Ontology annotation, molecular function: single-stranded DNA binding; damaged DNA binding. NCBI's taxonomy places the organism in Eukaryota, Fungi, Ascomycota, Sordariomycetes, Sordariales, Sordariaceae. The transcript has a single exon. Bases 73 to 1290 code for a protein of 405 amino acids. Gene Ontology annotation, cellular component: ERCC4-ERCC1 complex; nucleotide-excision repair factor 1 complex; nucleus.